UUCGCGCGAUCUUCUUCCGCAAAAUAACGAUAAACACAGUCAGCUAGAUCUUUAUCGUUGUUAUCACGAGAAAAUACGAUGUCGGUUAAGUCCGUGAAUAACGGUAGGGGCGGCGGCGGUUCCAGAUCCUCGCUGGUCGGCAUAACAGCUCUCACUACUUCCAUGGAGUCGGCGGAGGCAUUCGACGUGGGGGACACCAAGGUGCAGCACUAUGGACUGCUCAUGAAGAAACCGUUCGGACACAAGUCGGGCCGCUGGCAGAAGAGAUUCUUCAUCGUGAAGGAAGGGUUUCUGCUCUACUACCCUGAGUCUGAGAACAAAGCGUUUGAGCGUGCCCACACCUUCAACAUCCACCCAAGGGAGAGAUAUGGCUGGGUGCUGACAACCAGGAGGAGCGUACUGAAUGGGGGGAUGUCCUCAGAGAUGCCGGGAAAGUAUGAUCUGAAUGAGAAGGCAUCUGUACUGGAGGAAGAGAAAGAAAAGAAGAGUGAGCUAGAGGCACUAGCAGCUAAGUUUGAGGUGGAGAUGAAAGCAGUGGAAGACGCGGCCAAAAGCCUUCGCAGCGGAGAAGGACACAGUUCAACAGUAAGUGUUGCUUCGGUCAACCCUCAACUAAUGCGUGAUUGGGAGCUGCAGCAGACACUCCAGUCAGUCAGUACCAUUCAGGAGGAGAAGGAGAGUUUGUUCAAAGCCACUGAGGAACUACAAAUCGUCCUCCAGACGGUGUCAAAAGAGAAGGAGCAGACGACUGCGGAGCUGCAGUAG
Molecule: messenger RNA, 765 nt
Organism: Geodia barretti
Lineage: Eukaryota; Metazoa; Porifera; Demospongiae; Tetractinellida; Geodiidae
Source: the annotation of a GenBank genome assembly